Fusarium redolens is the source of this 461-nucleotide messenger RNA. RefSeq lists its product as uncharacterized. Bases 39 to 335 code for a protein of 98 amino acids. The record is from RefSeq and is a predicted model, not a curated record. The transcript has 2 exons. Lineage: Eukaryota; Fungi; Ascomycota; Sordariomycetes; Hypocreales; Nectriaceae.
GUCUUAAGCUGUUCGAAAUCUCGUUGAUGACCAUAUAGAUGGUUAUUUUCUUCUUCCCUUUAUUUUGUUUUGCACUUGUCGCCGCCCAUUUUGAUCUCUAUUGCAUCGAAUGGAAAAGGGUAGCCUGGUUAGGCUUGACCCACAAAACGAUCCGUGCUCAGCGCCUGCACCACCAUCGUUGUUGCACCUUUCAUCAAGAUUUUCGAGCCGGGUCAAGCUAUAACAAACCACAACAAGCCACAACCCAAACACAUAGGCUACGCUAUCUUGUCUUUCAUCCAUACGAAUUAAUACGUCAAACUCAAGGUCUAAGGCAAAAUGCCCCGGAAGAAUAAAACUGUAGCCUCUGCUGCAGCAAACCGCGAGGCCCAGCGCAGGUCCAGAGCCCGGCGGCAAGACCUGAUUGCGGAUCUACAGAGUCGAUUGAAAGAGUACGAGUGUGUUUGUCGAAUGGCGAGGCU